GGGGCGUGUGCGCUUGCGGUUGCAGGUGCGGGCGGCAAGGGCCGGCAGCGGUCGCCGGCGGAGGGCGUGGGCGAGGGCGGGAGGCCGCGCUCCGCCAGCCCGCGCACCGCCCGCAAGGCGACCGGCGGCGGCGGCGGCGGCGGCGCCCCCACGGGCCUGCGCCGGCUGCUGUCGCCCGGCAGCCUCUUCUCGUCCUCGUCUUCGCCUUCCUCCUCCGCCGCCCGGGAGCGGGAGCGGGAGCGAGAGCGGGAGCGGGAGCGGGAGCGCCGCCCGCUGCUGGGCUCCGCCCGCGUGGCGCCCGCCCAGCGCUCGCCCGUGCUGGAGACCGCCUUCCUCUCCGACGCCUCCCCCACCAAGCAGAACCAGGCUAACCUGUCCCGUCGCUCCAAGAGCGUGAGCCCCGGGCGCGAACGAGCGCUGCACCAGCACCACCCGCACCACGUGCACCACCCGCAGCCGCUGCGGCCCGUGCAGCUGCAGGCUCCCUCGCCCUCGCCGCCCACGCCUCCGCCGCACCAGCACCAGCGCCAGCCCUACCAGCACCAGCCUCACAGCCAUCAGCAGCUCCAGCACCAGCCCCUUCAGCACCAACUGCUGCUCAUGCAGCAGACGUCGCCGCUGCGAGUGUCUCCGCGACAGGCGUCGACGCCGCAGACGUCCCCGUCGCAGGCGUCCUCGCAGGCGUCCCCGCCGCAGGCGUCGCCGCCGCAGGCGUCCCCGCCGCAGGCCUCGCCGCGCCCGGCGUCGCUCGCUGUGCUGCAGGGCUCCCCGCGCCUGCAGGCGUCUUCUCGGGAGCAGGCGUCGCCAAAACUGCAGGCGGCGUCCCCUGGCGGCGAGAGCCCGCGCGCGCUGGAGGAGCGCUUGCAGCGGCUGCGGCGCGAGCUGUCGCCGGCGGCGGCGGCGGCGGCGGGCGGGCGCGGGCCGGGCCAGGCGGCCUUGCGGGGCGCCCCCGACGGCCCCGAGCAGGGCGCCGCGGCGCUGUUCGUGCGCAGCCGGCGC
This is a messenger RNA of Gryllus bimaculatus (two-spotted cricket), 999 nucleotides long. The record is from the annotation of a GenBank genome assembly. NCBI's taxonomy places the organism in Eukaryota, Metazoa, Arthropoda, Insecta, Orthoptera, Gryllidae.